UCACACAUAUGACUAGAUAGUAAGAAUAUUGUGUGAAAUACAUGUGUGUCAAGUGAAAUGAUAAAAACAGUUUUUUGGAGUUACGUCAAUUUUGUGUGAUAAGAUAAAUUGUAACUCCAUUGAACAUGGUUACAAUUGACAGUUGAUUAAGUAUCCGACUCGAUGCUUCACUGUACUGCUACUCUUGAAAAGUUUCUUGUUUCCGACUGUUACGCCCUACGCAUCCGAAAUUUGGCCUCCCCCCUCGAGACCCUCUGUCGUACCCAUAUUUAAUUAACUGGCCGAAAACGUAAAACACAAUCGAAAUGUAAACAAAAGAAGCUAACACGUCACAGUACGCAAUGUUGUUGUCUGAUCGAAAGUUUUUCGUAUUUCGGCAUUCUUUUUUAUUAUUUUUUUUAGUUGCUGCAGGGCCUUUGCAGAAGUUCGUUGAUGUGGUUUUUGUAACCGGCGUGCUGGCUUGAACCAUUGACAGUCUUCGAAUUGGUCUUCAGUUGGGUUCGCGUCGCGUUGCGUAGAGGUUGAGGUUGAAUUUCCGAGAGAGUCGCUUCCGUGAAAGUGAAACCAGCCGAUAUUAGUGGCCAAAUCAAGAUGCGGUGCAGCCUGAGGAUGUGGCUGAUCCUGCUGUUGGGGCUCUGUGUGUUCAUCUGCAGGACUCAGGGCCAGCUGAUUGGCGGCGAGGAGGACGAAGAGGACGAGGAGGAGGAGGAAGAGGAGGAGGAGAGCGUCGAGGACGAAACGCUGGAGGAGCGACUGCAGCGCAAGAACAUCAAGCAGGACUCGACCCUCAGCGUGCAAUUAUUGAACCAAAGUGGAGAUUAUUCCUCUGCUCGCCUCCUCACUGUCAUCGCCUCUCACACAUUUCGUCAACAGGACAAAUUAAUCGCCAAGUACGGCUACGAGGCGGAGGUGCAUCAUGUGACCACCGAGGACGGAUACAUCCUCACCAUGCACCGCAUCCGCAAGCAGGGCGCCCCGCCCUUCCUCCUCCAGCACGGACUCGUGGACAGCUCGGCGGGAUUUGUGGUAAUGGGUCCCAACGUGAGCCUGGCCUACUUGCUGGCCGACCACAACUACGAUGUUUGGCUGGGGAACGCGCGUGGCAAUCGCUACUCGAGGAACCACACCACCCUCGACCCGGAUGAGUCCAAGUUCUGGGACUUCAGUUGGCACGAGAUCGGCGUGUACGACCUGCCCGCGAUGAUUGAUCAUGUGCUGAAGGUCACCGGGUUCGCGAAGCUGCACUACGCCGGCCACUCGCAGGGCUGCACCUCGUUCUUUGUGAUGUGCUCCAUGCGGCCCGCCUACAACGCCAAGGUCGUCUCCAUGCAGGCCCUGGCCCCCGCCGUUUACGCCAAGGAGACCGAGGACCACCCCUACAUCAGGGCCAUCAGCCUGUACUUUAAUAGCCUGGUAGGCAGCUCGAUCAGGGAGAUGUUCAACGGGGAGUUCCGCUUCCUGUGCCGCAUGACUGAGGAGACGGAGCGGCUGUGCAUCGAGGCUGUGUUUGGUAUCGUGGGUCGCAACUGGAACGAAUUCAAUAGGAAAAUGUUCCCCGUUAUCCUGGGCCACUACCCGGCCGGAGUGGCUGCCAAGCAGGUGAAACACUUCAUCCAGAUUAUCAAGAGCGGCCGAUUUGCGCCGUAUAGCUACAGUUCGAAUAAGAACAUGCAGCUGUACAGGGACCAUCUGCCCCCGCGUUAUAACCUGAGUCAGGUGACGGUGCCCACCUUCGUGUAUUACUCCACGAAUGAUCUGCUGUGCCACCCAAGAGAUGUCGAGUCCAUGUGCGAUGACUUGGGCAAUGUGACGGGGAAAUACUUGGUGCCGCAGAAGGAGUUCAACCACAUGGACUUCCUCUGGGCCAUCGAUGUGCGGAAAAUGCUCUACCGGCGUAUGCUGCAGGUCCUUGGAAAACUGCCUGAGGACUCGCAUGAAGAGGCUAAACGAUCCAGGCGAUCAGUUCGUGGCAGAGCGAUACUAUCUUAAGUACCUGAAAAUGUUUGAAAAUGUUUCUCUCAUAUAUUUAAGUAUUUAUUUAUCCAAUAACAAUAAUUAGUAAAUGCAUAAGCUUUGUUUAUAUAGAAUUGGGUGGUGAAAUUAUAUUUGCAUUAGAAUACACAACCUAUUGCCACCAAAUUCCAUAUUUAUUUAUUUAUUUGCUCUUCGCUGCACUUUGCUUUAAAUAUGGAAAGGAUGCCCCUAUUUGCAUAGCAUUUCAAAUUUUCAAGUAUACAUGGGGAACUUGAGCGGAAACGGAAGUCAAGUGUUUCUUUCGCCCCACAAAAGCCGUAACAGAUUUUGCAUCAGCAUCACCAGCUGGCGGGCCAAGAUACAUGCAUUUGUAAGCAGAUUUCCUGCGAGCACAAUUUUCCAUUUUCCCCAGCGACUGCUAGUGGGCCAACAGCUGACACCGGGGCUAAGAAGCUGCCGCUUUUCCUGCUCUUUCCGUCCCCAACUAUAUUUUCUUGGGUUUUUCGGCCCACAUUGUCUAGCCAUUUGCAUUUCUGUGGGGCUCAGCUCUGCACAUCUGCGCUUUUCCUGAUACACCAGCAGCCA
Messenger RNA from Drosophila subpulchrella, 2559 nucleotides. Its product is annotated as lipase 1. NCBI's taxonomy places the organism in Eukaryota, Metazoa, Arthropoda, Insecta, Diptera, Drosophilidae. Gene Ontology annotation, molecular function: hydrolase activity, acting on ester bonds. Bases 592 to 1989 code for a protein of 465 amino acids. Gene Ontology annotation, biological process: lipid metabolic process. The transcript has 5 exons. The record is from RefSeq and is a predicted model, not a curated record.